UGUAGUUUUGUAGCGAAAUCGAUCGCUAAAUUAUUGUUUAUUUUAAAUUAAAAAAAUUUUUUCAUUUGCAUUCUAAAAUGGACGAUUUUGCCGAAAAAAAACUUCAAGUUAAAUUUGUGACGAAACAAUUGAAAUAUGCCAUACCCGAUGUGCCGAUUUCACUACCUGAAAAUGUGAGCACCAAGGAAUUGAACAACCUCAUCAAUCAACUCCUUUUUCCUGAUCAAUCAGCAGAUGUUUACGUAAAUUUUGAUUUUUUGAUAAAUGAUGAGCUUUUGCGACAGAGUCUCAUCGAGCAUGUCACUGAGAAGGAGAUUCAAAUUGAAGAUACGAUAGUCAUCGAGUACGUUGACAAGCUGCCAGCACCGAGCGUUGGAGAAUGCUUGAUGCAUAAUGAUUGGAUAGCUGCAGUCAAGGCCCACCAUGAUAAUCUGAUAUUGACAGGAUGUUAUGAUGGGAGCAUAGGAUUAUGGAGAACUAGUGGAGAGAUGUUGAUGAUGGUGAGAGGGCACGAGGCCGCAGUCAAAUCAGUUGCCUGGUUGCAAGAUGUUGGCCAAGAAAAAAGAUUUGUGUCUGGAUCAGAUGAUGGAACUUGCGUCAUGUGGUCACUCAACAUCCACAACAUAAACAACAACAAUAAUAACAAUAGUAAUAACAACAACAAUAAUAAUAAUGUCUUAAAUUGCGGUUUUCUGAAAAAACUUCACACGUGUCCAAUGCCAGAGUUGAGUCCUGAUUCUGCGAAUGCUACCAAACCACAAAAUGUUCAGUGUGUUGCUGCUAAUUCUGAUAAGACUCUGUUUGCAAGUGGUUCUUGGGACUGUGUUGUCAACAUUUGGUCUGCCAUCCCAAAUUUGGGUGAGAGUCAAACUAACGUGCAGCUGAUUGAUGAUGGGAGGAAGAAACGAAGAGUGGAUUGCCAAUCAGUUGAGGCCUCGAUUAGGCUACCAGUCCAAACAUUCGAGGGUCCAGAAGUGGGUCACAAAGGUCAGGUGACCAGCGUUGAUUGGUUGGAUAGUUCAAAAGUCUGCAGCUCAUCUUGGGACCAUUCAAUCAAACUGUGGGACGUUCACGCCGGCCGGAUGACGUCAUCAAUCGUGGGAAGCAAAGUAUUUUUCGACCUGUCCUACUCGCCGCUGAAUAACCUCAUAGUGGCUGCCUCCGCCGACAGGCAUGUCAGAUUGUACGACCCCAGAAUCACUUCUGGUUCAGUGGUAAAGAACACGUUCACAUCGCACACUGGUUGGGUGUCGUCUGUUCAUUGGUCGCCUGAGCAGGAGCACCUCUUUAUGUCCGGGGCCUACGAUUGCGUCACUAAACUCUGGGACAUCAGGAGUCCCAAGGCAUCGCUGUACGACAUGCGAGGUCACGAGGACAAAAUACUUUGCUGUGAUUGGUCGAUUGCAAAUGACCUAAUUAGUGGAGGGGCCGAUAAACAGUUAAAGAUAUUUCAUAAGAAUAAUGACCGAUUGGCUGAUUGAUUGAUUUGUUUAUUGGUUGAUUAAUAUUGAUUGAUUGAUAGGCUGAUUGAUUUGCCAGCUGAUUGGUUGGUUGAUCGGUUGGCUGGUUGGUCAUUUUGCAGUCUAGUUAAUGGGUGUUAAAUUGAUAAUUGUAAUGAAUGAUUAAUAAUACAAUUGACGAAGUCUUCCUGUUGGAACGAUGAUGAUGGCGAUGAUGAUAUUGAUGAUGGCGAUUUUAGAUAUAUAUUUGAUACUACAACGUACCAAACUGAACAAACGUCAUUGUAAAUAACUUUGAAACACCUGUUAUGAGUGUGCCUUGUUCGUUUUGUGUGGCUCUGUAAAUAUUUAACAGUAAUAAUAAUAAUUAAUAAUAAUUGUGAUAACAAUAAAAUGAUACAACUAUU
Molecule: messenger RNA, 1867 nt
Organism: Helobdella robusta
Lineage: Eukaryota; Metazoa; Annelida; Clitellata; Rhynchobdellida; Glossiphoniidae
Exons: 12
Coding region: 78-1481 (467 amino acids)
Biological process (GO): ribosome biogenesis
Cellular component (GO): preribosome, large subunit precursor
Molecular function (GO): protein binding
Source: RefSeq, a predicted model, not a curated record